GACAGAAUGGAGUCCAGGAACUUGGCAAUACAAAUAGUGCUCCCAUUUCAAAGUGCACUUGGAAUUCUGGGAAACUUCUCUCUUCUUUUCUACUAUCUACUCCUUUAUUACAAUGAAGGCACAUUAAAGACCAUAGAUUUGAUUCUUACCCAUGUAUUUACAGUCAACUCCUUGAUCGUUCCCUUCAAAGGAAUGCUACAGAUAACAGGAGCUUUAGAGAGGAAUCCGUUCUUCAAUGAUAUUGGAUGCAAACUUAUUUUAUAUAUUCUCAGACCUGACAGGAGCACGUCCAUCAGUACUACCCGUCUCUUGAGUGUCUUCCAGGCUAUCACCAUCAGCCCAAGGAACUCCUGUUGGAAGGAUCUCAUGGUCAAAACUCUAAGGUUCAUGGGCUUUUCAAUUUCUCUUUGCUGGAUACCACACAUGUUGAUGAAUAUGAUUUUCCCUGUUUUUUUAUCCACCAAGAAGUCCAGCAAAAAUAUAACAAAAAAAAGAAGUUUUGAAUUCUGUUCCUCCUCUCCAGGAUGUGAUACGAUAGUAGAAUCACUAUAUGGUAUUUUGGUGUUGUCUGUGCUUCUGGUCAGUUCCAGCAGUUUCAUGAAUGUCGUAUUGUAUGGAUACAAGCAGCAGGUUCAAUAUAUCCACAGUUCUCCUUUCCCCAGAACCUCCCCUGAAUCCAGAGCCACCCAGAACAUCCUAGUCCUGCUCUUGAGUCCCCUUGAUUUGAGAAACUUGAGACCAAACAGUCCUCUGGUAUAUAGAAGGGACAGUCAUCAAGUCAUCCUGGAUCCUGUCAGCAUUUCACAGGAACUUCACAAAUCUUAA
Arvicola amphibius (Eurasian water vole) is the source of this 825-nucleotide messenger RNA. Its product is annotated as vomeronasal type-1 receptor 2-like. The record is from RefSeq and is a predicted model, not a curated record. Gene Ontology annotation, cellular component: membrane. Gene Ontology annotation, biological process: G protein-coupled receptor signaling pathway. Gene Ontology annotation, molecular function: pheromone receptor activity. NCBI's taxonomy places the organism in Eukaryota, Metazoa, Chordata, Mammalia, Rodentia, Cricetidae.